Fusarium poae is the source of this 510-nucleotide messenger RNA. RefSeq lists its product as uncharacterized. The transcript has a single exon. The coding region runs from base 1 to 510 and encodes 169 amino acids. NCBI's taxonomy places the organism in Eukaryota, Fungi, Ascomycota, Sordariomycetes, Hypocreales, Nectriaceae. The record is from RefSeq and is a predicted model, not a curated record.
AUGCCACCUUAUUACGCUCACAGACGCGGGAUUCCCACCACCGUUCCUCACGAAUAUCACGGGCAUACAGUGCCCGAUCAGCACGCCCAUGUUCAACUUGUUCAUCGAGCCACAGCCAUACCGCGCCAGGCAUACUACGUGACUGAGCAAGGGGACCCUGGCGUUGCUACAAUGACAAGUUCUUUGCCUGCUCACUACCACUUAUCUCAACAAGUGGAGCGACCUCCCAUGGAGAUGCCGUAUUCGGCUGCAGGAAUACCGACGUCGAUUCAGAGCAGUCCCAGCACCUUCUCUGCCACUUCAGUCCCGAGCCCCAUGGUUCAAGAUGGCUUCUAUGCGCACCAACCAGCAACCCAGCCAGCAUAUACAGCAGCGGAAACUCAACCAGCUAUGGUUCGGUACCACCAACCGAUUCAGCAUCACAUGGCACAGCCUCAGCAGCCGGUUGUAUCGCAGCCACAGCAUAUGCCUGCCACACCGGAAGACUACUGUCGACCAUCAUGGCACUAA